AUGCUGGAAGAUAUGGAGCAAAUCUACGAAUGGUCAAUUUGCGAAGUCCCUGAUGUACAGCUGGGUACGUUUUCAACGCACCCAGCUGCGGAAUUAGUGGAAACCAUUAAGCAUGGCUGGAUGCGAACAUUUGCUUCAACAGCAUUUACAAUGUUUGCACGGAAUUCAGAGAUGUGUAACCUCGGAAGGGGUGAUAUUGCUUUCGGUUUCCGCACCAAUGGGCCCGCGCCUCGCCCCUACUUCACAAUUCGGCUCUCAGAGAGGAAAGGAUGGCAAAAGAAAGCAGCAGUAGAUAAGGACACCAUUCAGUGGUGGGGUGGAUGGAUUGCAAGUGCCGUCGAGGCGCCAGAUACCUUGGUAAAAUAUCUGGUCAAUGCCCUGCAUCGUCAAGAGACCACAUAUCCAGAUGCCCUCAACCCCGAUGCCAUGCGACGACCAUCAUUACUCAACCGAAAUCGUUGCAAGGCAUUACCCGCGCCGGAGGACACAUCUAGCACAUUUCAAGCGAUGAAAGAAGAGCUAAAAAGGUCAAUUGCACAGCAAUUUGACGAAUUCAAGGGUGCCUUGAGGGAAUGCAACAACACCAUGGUCGGGUCAUUGCUGUCGUCAUUCCUCCUCCAGUUGGUCGAUGCCGUACAACUUCCUCAUUCAUCGUUUUCAACAUCAGGUCAUACUUCCGGUUUCACUUCUCCCCCCUCCCAGCCACCAACCUUCCGAUCCUACGCACCAUCCACUGCGCAGGUAUUGGCAUUAUCCUCACCUCCUCAGACACCCGGGCCGAGCCCCUCUCGUAAUUCCGAUUUAUCCUUCACUACUCACCAGCCCGGGAAUUCGUCCCAGGAGGUCCCUGUAGCUGGGCUUGUUAUCCCAGACCUUCGGAGGGGUGCACUUGCGUGGAAAGACGCUGUUGAGCAGUGGGAGCAGGGUGGGAAGGGCCUUGCAAGGCCGUUAAAGGAUUGGCCAAAAGUGUGGUACACGGGUGGUAUGAAGAAUCUCUUUGGUUCUAAACGUUCCCAACGCCGUCUUAUUGCGGAAGCAUAUGCCAGAUGUGGAUCUGACGAUGACGAAUUCAUGAGAACAUAUCCAGCUGCUUCCAAAGGCGUGACACAUUUGCUUGAGCAGAUACGGGCGAGAAACCCUGAUCUUUGCUUGCGUCGAGCAAGCAAGAAUGGUCUUCCUGGUCAACGAAAUACGUAG
Messenger RNA from Coprinopsis cinerea okayama7#130, 1197 nucleotides. RefSeq lists its product as hypothetical. Bases 1 to 1197 code for a protein of 398 amino acids. The record is from RefSeq and is a predicted model, not a curated record. Lineage: Eukaryota; Fungi; Basidiomycota; Agaricomycetes; Agaricales; Psathyrellaceae. The transcript has 5 exons.